Molecule: messenger RNA, 3642 nt
Organism: Parnassius apollo (apollo)
Lineage: Eukaryota; Metazoa; Arthropoda; Insecta; Lepidoptera; Papilionidae
Source: the annotation of a GenBank genome assembly
AUGACAACGCUAACGCUGCCCAUGGUCACGAGCGUAAUCACUGUUGGCGCUGUUGGCGUGAAUCGUAAAGAUAGCUGGAGGUCCCGCGGUGAAGGCGACGGCAUGUGGCACGGCGCGCGGGUGUUUGUACUCGCGGCGCUGGGUCUACUGGCCGGGCCUUCAGUCGCCGCUAAGAAGUACAAUGUCACAAUCGGAUAUCUUCCCUCCAUUAAAGGCGAGCACAGGGACAGACAGGGACUGGCUAUUUCCGGGGCACUCUCCAUGGCCCUUGAAGAGGUUAACAACAGCACGGAUAUAUUGCCUGACGUGGAGCUGCUGCUGGAGUGGAACGACACACGUUGUGACACGGUGACAGCCACGCGCUUGCUCACUGAUAUGAGCUGCUCCGGUGUGGUCGCUUUCUUUGGUCCCGAGGGACGUUGCCACACCGAAGCAAUUAUCGCACAAUCCAGAAAUUUACCUAUGAUCUCAUAUAAAUGUUCCGACUACCAAACAUCAACAUUAUCAAACUUUGCUAGACUGGAACCGCCUGAUACUCAGGCGACAAAAUCUGUGAUAUCAUUAUUGCGGUACUACAGAUGGAAUAAAUUUUCCAUAUUAUAUGAAGAGUCUUGGGUGACAGUAGCGUUAACCCUCGAAAACCACGCUAAGAAAAACAAUAUGACCGUGAAUCACCAGCGGCCCGUGAUCGACGGUUUCAAGUGCUGUGAAGAGAAGUUGACGUGCUGCGCGCCGGGCUUCUGGUAUCAGUUCAUUCAGGACACCAAGAACAGAACAAGAAUAUAUGUGUUCUUGGGUUCAACGUCGGGUCUCAUAGAAAUGAUGACGGCCAUGGAGUCCUUACAGUUGUUUGCGAAAGGAGAGUACAUGGUUAUAUUUGUCGACAUGAUGACGUACUCUUCGAAAGAAUCAUUGAAGUAUUUAAUAAAAACUGAAGACCGUGGAUCGAAGUUGGUGUGUCCAAACACAGAAGAGUUCAGAAAGCGAGCCCAGUCAUUGUUGGUUGUGGUGUCGUCAGAACCUGCUGGUAGCUAUGAGGAUUUCACGGCCAAAGUACGCCAGUAUAACAACAUGAAGCCCUUUGAGUUCCCGCUGCCGACUGUGUUCGAAAAUAAAUUCAUCAAGUUUGUUUCCAUUUAUGCGGCGUAUUUGUACGACUCUGUCAAGCUCUAUGCAAUUGCUCUGGAUAAAAUUAUAAAAGAAGAGACAGAAAAGGAGAAACUGACUUAUGUGAAAUUGAUGAGCAUAGCGACGAACGGGUCUCGGAUUGUCGCCAAGAUGAUUGAAAGCUCUCCUUACAAAAGUGUAUCCGGAAUGUCGAUACGAUUGGACGAACGCGCAGACUCCGAGGGUAAUUUCUCGGUAUUGGCUUUCAAACCCACGAACUUCAGCGAUGAGGAUAUCAACUGUACCUACAGUAUGAUACCAGUCGGACAUUUUCAGCAGUCUAACCGCGAGUUCCCUGAAUACAAAUUGAAUCCGCGCCUACCUAUUGACUGGCCUGAUAGUGUAAAGCCUGAAGACGAACCUUCCUGUGGUUUUCUCAAUGAAAAGUGUCCCAAAGACGAUUCACAAAUAACUUCACUUGUAGUCGCGGGCACACUGGCUGUCACUUUGUUUUGUGCCCUUGUUGUUACCAUAAGCAUUUAUCGCAAAUGGAAGAUCGAGCAAGAAAUAGAAGGUCUUCUAUGGAAAAUUGAUCCACAUGAAAUUGCUGGCUAUUUGGGAAGUGGGCUUGUGUGGUCGCCAAGUAAGUUGAGUUUGGCAAGUGGAAUAUCGUGUGAGAGCAGAUGUUGCACUCAAAUAUUCACUACAACCGCACAAUACAGAGGAAAUGUGGUACGAAUUAAGGAACUAAAGUUUUCGAAAAAGAAGGAUAUAUCGCGUGAAGUGAUGAAGGAGAUGCGUCUGCUACGAGAGCUGCGACACGAUAACCUCAAUUCGUUUAUCGGUGCAGUUGUGGAACCCCUGCGCGUACUCCUCAUUACUGACUACUGCGCCAAAGGAAGCUUGUAUGAUAUAAUCGAAAAUGAAGAUAUAAAAUUAGAUAAAAUGUUUAUCUCGUCGCUAGUUCAUGAUCUCAUUAAGGGUAUGACUUUUAUUCAUACUUCGCCAUUAAUAUUUCACGGUAAUCUCAAGUCUUCUAAUUGUGUUGUGACAUCUCGGUGGAUGCUACAGGUUACAGACUUCGGUCUACAUGAGCUAAGAUAUUGCGCUGAAAAUGAAUUUAUAGGAGAGCAUCAAUAUUUUAGAGGCCUGUUGUGGAAAUCACCGGAGCUACUGCGACAAUUAGACGACCCAAACGGAACAGUAGGCGGCACGCAAAAAGGCGACGUGUAUGCAUUUGGCAUUAUUCUUUAUGAAAUAAUUGCCAGACGAGGUCCUUUUGGACUCACUGCUUUUGAACCCAAAGAUAUUGUAGAUAGAGUAAAGAGGCCAAAAUUAGAUGGCGAAGAAGUGUUCAGGCCGGAUACAAGCAUUCUUGAUGGUGUAGCGGAGGACUAUGUGGUUGCUUGCAUGAAGGACUGCUGGGCUGAGGAUCCCAAUCUUAGGCCUGACUUCCCCACAAUCAGAAGCCGCCUAAAGAAAAUGAAGUCUGGCAAGUCAAGGAAUAUUAUGGAUCAAAUGAUGGACAUGAUGGAGAAGUAUGCUAAUAAUUUAGAAGAACUAGUCAACGAGAGGACGAGGCUAUUAAUAGAAGAGAAGCAAAAAACCGAAGAUUUAUUACAUAGAAUGCUACCAAAGUCUGUGGCGAGGCGGCUCACUACGGGCGAGGGCGUGGAGCCGGAGUCUUUCGACUCCGUCACCAUUUACUUCAGCGACAUCGUCGGCUUCACCGCCAUGUCCGCGGAGAGCACGCCGCUGCAAGUCGUCAACUUCUUGAACGAUUUGUACACAGUGUUCGAUAGAAUUAUUAGAGGCUACGAUGUGUACAAAGUAGAGACUAUUGGCGACGCCUAUAUGGUGGUGUCUGGGCUGCCCAUUCGAAACAACGACCGGCAUGUGGGUGAGAUAGCGUCCAUGGCGCUCGAGCUGCUCAACGCUGUCAAGAGUCACAAAAUAGCGCAUAGACCAAAUGAAACCCUUAAGUUAAGAAUAGGUAUUCACACAGGAGCGGUUGUGGCGGGCGUGGUGGGACUAACUAUGCCACGCUACUGUUUGUUCGGUGACACAGUAAAUACGGCAUCCCGAAUGGAGUCCAACGGGGAACCGCUGCGCAUACAUAUCUCGCCAAGUUGCAAGCAGGCGCUGGACAAGAUCGGAGGGUAUUUGGUAGAGCCGAGGGGUACCAUACCAAUAAAGGGUAAAGGACAGUUGCAAACAUAUUGGUUGGUUGGAGCUACAGAAAAGGCAAUACAAAAGAGGCAGGUAGAGGGUGAAGAGCGUCCAUUGUUCCGACGACCGCGAAGAAGUCCGAGGCUAGCGGACUCUAGACAUCCUUCCUUAUCAGAGCUCAAGAACGAUACUGGUUGGCCAGUUGGCGGCGUGCGACAGCGGCUGCAUAGUGGGGCCUCGCUGCCCGCCGCCCCCGCUACCGCCGCCGCCUCGCUGCCCCCGCCCGCCGCAGCCCCCGCGCCCGCCUCGCCGGCCUCGCGCCGCUUGCGCCAAGAACGCAUCGACCACGCAGCGCGCGCCAGGUAA